AUGGGAGAGGAGAACAGUAGUGGUGCACCUGGGACCUCGCAUGUGGAAGAAUCUCUAUUUUCUACGGCAACAGAAAACAGUUCACAGAAGAAGAAGAAGAAAACGUCUAGUAAGAAACGAGCCUUAUCGCCACUAUUGGAUCUGCUCGAUGUGGUAAAUACCACAACAGCAAAGACGAACUUCGGCAUCAAUGGAGGAACAGCAUAUUUAUCAUAUAACGAGAGUACGUGGAGCCCAUUAUUUUUAUAUCGGUUACCUGCGGACAUUGCAUUGUCUACCAUUCGUGAUCACGGGACGGAAGGAAUAGGACGUGUUGAGAUUGGAUGGAAAAUGGGCCUGGAUACUUCCGCUAAAGCUGGAAAUCGACGUGUUUCAUCGUAUAUCCUCACUGCUUGUAAUGAGCAUCCCCAGCACAUCGGACAGUUCCAAAAAAUGGAGGGCAAAAUUAGGUGUAUCAAGUAUUUUUGGAAAGCGGAUAAAGAGCCAGAACAGUUCAAGAAGUUGUUCGAUGACUUCGAGAAAUUUGCAGGAAGACCUUGUCCUUUCAAACUCGGACAAGUGAUAAAAUUUCCGAAUUGUAAUCUUAGUACAUUGCGAAUAUCGGACGUUACACUUCGGCGCUUAAAUGACAUAUUGGAAUUGGUUGCCAACAAGCGGGUCAUUGUCACGAUUCAUAAGAUAACAAGAUUCAUAAGCAAGAGGGAGCAAUCCUACGGAUAUGAUUUCACGAUUGAUAAGAAGUCGUUGUUGAAAUGCCUGAAAGCGUUGGAAAGUGCACGUCUGCUUACCGUCUUCGAAACCAAUGUUGCGGCAGAAAGUGUUGAGACCAAGGUCCAAAUUGUGUGCCAUCCCGAAAUAUUUUCUGCUGACCAUCCAGAAGUUUUGCAUGCAGUACAAGCAACCAUUGACGAAUACCAUCAAGAAGGCCGCGUGUUUCCUCAUGGGCAGCUGCGGCAUGUUUUUGUCCUGGGGAAACCGGCACUUCUAGAUCCAAUUGAGAAUAUUGAGAAAGAAUGCACCAGUGGUAUAGACUUGUCACGACGAUAUAAUUUACUUCGAUUUCAGAUAUCUCGUUCGGCUGUGACCCCACUAAAAAAACCUGAGAAUUCUGAAACUUCUGACAAAGACGAUCUUACCUGGACGAAAAAGAACUGUGAUGGAGAUGUUACAGCGCCUUCUAACGAAGAUAAUAAAUCUGACGAACCAGGAAUAUCGUCCCCAAUAUCCGAUUUCAAUGAGGCUGUUCUUUCAACGUCACCUGUUGAUUCUAAUUCUAAGACUGGAGCAGAUACUGAACCAGUCACUGAGUUUGGGUACCAGUCAAAGGCAAUUCGAUGUUUUGUGGUACAUGAAAUCGCCUUUCAGUUGGUAUUUGGGCAUCCAGAAGGUACCAAACCCAACUGUUACGACCUUUUUCCACCGGGUGAAAGUUUCUCUUCAUGGGCAAUUCGUGAUGUUGACAAGUUGACUGUUUUUGUGGACGAAGAGUCACCGCUGCGUUUUCUUCCUCAUCUUCCUCCAUUCACUGAUGUGCAAAGGGGUUGGUUUAUGGUGCAGGAUUUCUUAGCUGCUCUGCCUCUUUCGGCUUUUGUUCUAGUUGCUCAUGUCAGCAAAAAAAUUGAUAAGAAUAUGCUACAGUCGUAUCUUAGUGAUCCAAUCAAGCGACACAUUUGCAUAGGGUCCCUGCCUAACGAGAUUAGAAUGCCCAUUCUGAAGGACAAGAAGGUGGUUCGCCAACUAGAACAUAUCAUGUUAACAAAUUGUGCGUUAGGCUUGAUGGCGAUAGCUCCUAAUCCAGAUGUUAAACGUUUUUCAUCUCCUCGUGCUUCAGUGUUCUACGUAAGCAGGAAGGCUGUAUUAUACGACACAAGUACGAGCGGAAAAGGUUAUGCUUCUGUGACACUUCCUCUCUCUAGUUAUGACAAAUACAACUAUGAGUUUAAUGCUGUUGAUGAUCUAGUGCUUUAUUGGCACCACUUACGUGCAAUUGUGCAAUCAACACCUCUUUCCUUUCGUAAUGAUGCGAAUGCUGAGGAAAUUAAUUUAGCCCGCCAUAAGAAGUAUACCAUGGGGCAGUUUGAUAAGUCUCUCGUAACAAGAGAUCCGAGUGAUAAAGUAGAUCAAAUUACUCCGCUCGGGCCACGUGAAGGUUGCGCUGGAUUUGAUUCAGCACUUUACAUGCAAGUUUGCAAACGACACUGGGAUAUUGAUCCUCGUCAAAACUCAUGUGUUGGUUGGUAUAUCGCUCGAUUUCGAAAGCAAGCCGACAAAAUUCGAUGGGAGGACUCCACAGAUGCUACUGUGUUCAGCACUACGAGGACAACCUUAGCAAUUGAUCCCGAAACCAAGAAGAAGCCACCAUUUAAAAAACCGCAUGUUAAAAAGAAGCGCCCACUGGACAGUGUUGACAUCAUUAGUGAACAGAACAGACUCCAUCUUCGUAGUCGAUUCACUUCACGAGAGAGAGAUAUGCUGAUCAUGAUUCGUGCUGUUGGUUUCUUCCUAAAUCCGGUAUAUCGGUUUUGGCUUGAUCCUUCCGUCGUUAGGGAUAUAAUGCAUGAAUAUAUGCCCGAAUCCCGCUGUAAAACUGUUCAGUGUCUGAUGGCUGCAGCCGUACGAGAAAUGGUUCGUCCAGCUCGGUUGGCCUAUUUGCAAAGAAUUGUUCGCAGUCUUUCAACUUUCCAGGAGAUGCGCGAUCUGCGCUUCUUAUUAGCAUCAUCUCCACUUUCAACAGCCGAGUCCAAGGCAUCAUUUUUCAAGAAUGCUUUCGAUGUUGCCAAUCGUCUGCUGUUUAUGGAGAGUCAGGUUCUUCCAGUAGCUGCGACUUCGGACAAACAGUUUGAAAGUUUUUUGAACUCUACUAGAUUAGCCAUAUCAACAGAGCAAUCUGUUGCUGCCCCAAUACCUUUGCGUUCUCGAGUGCCUACUACGUUGGCGCAUAUCCACCACUGUGUUGCUGUAAAUCUACUUUUGUCUAUCCUUAUUCAUUAUACCGAUGGAGCAUUUUCUGAGUCAAUACUCGACCAGAUAUCGGCUUCUGUGCUCUGCAAUGCUUUACAGGUGCUCCGAUCGGACGGACUGGUGUCUAGAUCUCGCGUUCUUGAUCAACAGCUAAUGGUAAUUACCAAAAAUCAAGCCAUACUAUCAUAUUACUUUCGACAUUUCUUCACCCAUCGUUUCCAUCCAGACAUAGUGGAGCAGGCAGUGGUAACGUUUGAUACUCUUGACGACUCUGUUGAAGGGAUGGAAGAAUUGCAAGGCGAUCUUUGCGGUGUCUUGGUUGCUGCUGCCUCUGCUUUCUACAACAAUACUGGCCUUGAAAUAUCUGUGGAUGAGGAGGUGUUCACUAUGUUUGAACAAGCUGUCAUAGAUCAGGCUACACAGUCGAUCAAGCAAAUUCGCUAUCUGGAGAACACGAAUUUACACUUGGAGCAAAUUCAUAUUUUUGGAAGCAGCUCUUUUGAGCAGUCCGACUUUCCGUCUUGGCAGUCGAUUCUACCCAAAAUUGAUUGGUCUCAGCCGGCAUCCGAUUUUCCUCCACCUCCUUUCGAAGAGUUUUUGCUUGAUGUUCCUGUAAACAGGAGAAAAGAUCUACGAUCUGUUUACAAUCCUAUUGUCUCUGCUGGUGAAUAUGGUGCCACGCUUUCCGAUAUACAGGUUACGUCCGUUGGUGUAGAUGUUCAACGCUGGGUGUCGGCGGAUUCUGCUCUAGCUUGGUGCGUUAAAGUAGGAGGUCGAAUGGUUUCUCCGCGUCCAUGGACAAUGCCAUCAGGAGAAAUUUGCCCAGCAACUGUGCGCUGGAUGGCGGAAAGUAUAUUAAUGAUGAUCGUAUCUUCUCCAGGCAUUACACUGAAAGAAGUGUGCUUCCGAUUCGAAUUUGUUUUGCAACCCAUAGCGGUUCAAGACUUGGUUAGUACUGAGCCGAAAAGCUAA
Messenger RNA from Angiostrongylus costaricensis, 3933 nucleotides. NCBI's taxonomy places the organism in Eukaryota, Metazoa, Nematoda, Chromadorea, Rhabditida, Metastrongylidae. The record is from the annotation of a GenBank genome assembly.